Messenger RNA from Zingiber officinale, 768 nucleotides. RefSeq names its product homeobox-leucine zipper protein HOX14-like. Gene Ontology annotation, cellular component: nucleus. The transcript has 3 exons. The coding region runs from base 12 to 632 and encodes 206 amino acids. The record is from RefSeq and is a predicted model, not a curated record. Gene Ontology annotation, molecular function: DNA-binding transcription factor activity, RNA polymerase II-specific; sequence-specific DNA binding. Lineage: Eukaryota; Viridiplantae; Streptophyta; Magnoliopsida; Zingiberales; Zingiberaceae. Gene Ontology annotation, biological process: positive regulation of DNA-templated transcription.
ACCAGGCAUCCAUGGGCCACCAAGAAGACGCUUUGUUCUUCUUCUCUCUCGACCACCCAGCUCAGACAUCUCGAGCAGGGGCCAUCGACUGCGAGCCUCCGCGUCGCAGGAGGAACAAGGCGCGCUGCGGCCUGCUCGCUGCCGACGCGAAGAAACGGCGACUGAACGAUGAUCAGGUGAAGCUGUUGGAGACGCGGUUUGAGGAGGAGAAGAAACUGCAGUUCGGCCGGAAGUUGUACCUCGCCGCUGAGCUUGGGCUCGAUCCCAAGCAGGUCGCCGUCUGGUUCCAGAACCGCCGGGUGCGGCACAAGAGCAAACAGGUGGAGGAGGCCUACCUCGAGCUCAAGUCCGUCCACGACGCUACCCUUCUUGAAAAAUGCCACCUCGAGAAGGAGGUGCUGAAGUUGAAAGAUAAGCUUCUUGCGGCUGAAGAAGAGCUUAGAAGGCUUUCCCUCUGUGGCACCUGCCGCGGAACCGGCAGCGGCGAGCUGACCGGAAGUCCAAACUCAUCGACUUUAACUGACCAGCCCGCAGUGUCAGAGUUCGGAACGAUGGAGGAAGAAGCAGAGCUGAUGUUCCUACCGGAGUAUGAUUGCUUGAUGGAAUGGGGGUACAAUUUCUAUGGCAUGUGAAGAUCGUUGCUAGUUUUUGCUUCGUUUGCAUCAUGUGAUUAAUGAUUGUAAAUUACCCGAGUCCCUUAAGCAAAUCCUAGCUGUUCUCCUUACUGACAACGACUGUGUCAAGUUUUGGGGUGUGCGCUUAAUUAUA